Cylas formicarius (sweet potato weevil) is the source of this 780-nucleotide messenger RNA. RefSeq names its product transcription factor IIIA-like. Gene Ontology annotation, cellular component: nucleus. The transcript has 5 exons. Gene Ontology annotation, biological process: regulation of transcription by RNA polymerase II. NCBI's taxonomy places the organism in Eukaryota, Metazoa, Arthropoda, Insecta, Coleoptera, Brentidae. The record is from RefSeq and is a predicted model, not a curated record. The coding region runs from base 43 to 780 and encodes 245 amino acids.
CGAACAGUGGGACGGCGAAAUUGACACAAAUCGAUUCAAAUUAUGGCCACGGAUCAGGUGGCGAAUCCUUCCUUGCAAAAGUCCCACAUUUGCACAGUUUCCGGAUGCGGUGCGUCUUUCACCAGGCCCGGAAAACUCGCCACUCACAUGCGAACACACACCGGGGAGAGACCGUUCAGAUGUGACCUUGAAGGUUGUUUGAAAAGUUAUACAAACUCGCAUCACUUAAAGAGGCACCGAUCUAUUAGUCACGAUAAGGUCGUCUCGACGCAAAUUAUGUGUACCUUUGAAGGCUGCGGCAUGGUAUUUUACCAUAAAUACAAUUUAAAGCGCCACUUAAACAGAAGCCACAACCCAGAGUGCCAUCUAUGUCCUCUUUCAGAUACGGACUAUCAAAAGUUUCAUAAGCACUUGCGGAAUCAUCAGACUUAUAAUUGCGACUGUGGUAAAAGCUUUAGUAGGUGGUCCGAAAUUUGUUCCCCCCGACGAAAGGAAUGCACAGUUAAAAAGGUAAACAAGUGCAUAAUUUGCGGUAAGAUUUUUUCAACCAAAGCGAAUCUGUCUCAACACGCCUUGGUUCACAUUGAAGAGAGCAAGAGGGAGAUUCAUAAAUGUCCCUACCUGGACUGCACGAGGAGUUAUCAGAGGAGAAAUAAUUUGAACUACCAUAUUGCGCGUUUCCAUCAGAAGAUGUCUGACAAAGUUCAAUGUGGCGAGUCCAACAGAGUGGACAUUUUGCAAACGAGUGGAUCGGUCGAGAUGGUCAGCUUGUUCGCCUGA